Lepus europaeus (European hare) is the source of this 647-nucleotide messenger RNA. RefSeq names its product eukaryotic translation initiation factor 4E-like. Bases 16 to 570 code for a protein of 184 amino acids. Gene Ontology annotation, cellular component: eukaryotic translation initiation factor 4F complex; cytoplasm. NCBI's taxonomy places the organism in Eukaryota, Metazoa, Chordata, Mammalia, Lagomorpha, Leporidae. The transcript has a single exon. The record is from RefSeq and is a predicted model, not a curated record. Gene Ontology annotation, molecular function: RNA 7-methylguanosine cap binding; translation initiation factor activity. Gene Ontology annotation, biological process: translational initiation.
UCAGAUCGAUCUAAGAUGGUGACAGUGGAACCGGAAACCACCCCCACUCCUAAUCCCCCGCCCACAGAAGAGGAGAAAACAGAGUCUAAUCAGGAGGUUGCUAACCCAGAACACUACAUUAAACAUCCUCUACAAAACAGAUGGGUGCUCUGGUUUUUUAAAAAUGAUAAAAGCAAAACUUGGCAAGCAAACCUUCGGCUGAUCUCUAAGUUUGAUACUGUUGAAGACUUUUGGGCUCUGUACAACCAUAUCCAGUUGUCUAGUAAUUUAAUGCCUGGCUGUGACUACUCACUUUUUAAGGAUGGCAUUGAGCCUAUGUGGGAAGAUGAGAAAAACAAAUGGGGAGGACGAUGGCUAAUUACGUUAAACAAACAGCAGAGACGAAGUGACCUCGAUCGCUUUUGGCUAGAGACACUGCUGUGCCUUAUUGGAGAAUCUUUUGAUGACUACAGUGAUGAUGUAUGUGAAGCUGUUGUUAAUGUUAGAGCUAAAGGUGAUAACACAGCAAUAUGGACUACUGAAUGUGAAAACAGAGAUGCUGUUACACAUAUAGGGAAGGUAUACAAGUAAAGGUUAGGACUUCCUCCAAAGAUAGUGAUUGGUUAUCAGUCCCAUGCAGACAAAGCUACUAAGAGCGGCUCCACCAC